Messenger RNA from Monodelphis domestica (gray short-tailed opossum), 5526 nucleotides. RefSeq lists its product as uncharacterized. Gene Ontology annotation, molecular function: RNA polymerase II cis-regulatory region sequence-specific DNA binding; DNA-binding transcription factor activity, RNA polymerase II-specific. Gene Ontology annotation, biological process: regulation of DNA-templated transcription. NCBI's taxonomy places the organism in Eukaryota, Metazoa, Chordata, Mammalia, Didelphimorphia, Didelphidae. The record is from RefSeq and is a predicted model, not a curated record.
UCUGAUUGGCAACGGUGAGAUUGCCCUGCGUUCCAACGCCUCUGCUCUCCCCGGCCUAAAGUUAGCCACGGGUUUGAAUUUGCCACUUUGUACUCAGUCUAGACGGCCAGAGCUCCAGAAGCCAGGCCUUGUGGGUAACCGACUUGUGGCCAUUCAGGAACUUUGAAGGGAGGUACAUCUCCCGGAUCCGAUGAUCCUGUGAAGGGGGAGGAGACUCCAGGAGAAUUCUGGGAAACGUUCGUUUAGGGUAUGCGUCCUUUCUCCUGGCGCAUGGGAGAAGGGGCGGGCCUACAUCUUCAAAGCUGGAAGAGGUCCCCGAGCCAGGCAGUUCCUGCGAGUUCCAGCUGUGCCGCCCACAUACCCCGUGGGAUCAGGUCCUGGAUGUAGCGAUUGGGCCUGGGAAGCAGCUUCCAUUACCGUGGAGGGUAGAUAGGGAGGGUCAGCUCGGGACAGGUAGAGUGGGGGAGGGUGCAUGACAGCUCUCCCGAGUGUGGAGGUUCCUUAAAAGGGAGAGGGCCAAAGCCAGAGGUGUACUGGGUUGGAGGAAAUGCUGGAAGGGGCAGCUUUUUUUUGACUCCAAGGGGAAGGGUGUGACCACUCUCAAAUAGGAAUGUUACCCCUGCGAAAGCUGAGGAUUGACUACAGGUCUGAGGCAGGACCUACCCAGCUCCCUGCUUCUAUUGCAUGCUCUUUCCAUCCUGACCUCUUGUCCUUGUAGGCCAACCCCCUGCCUAGGAAGUGAAGGGAAAGGUGUCUCCACCUCUGGGAUCCUUCUCCCUCUCCCUUCUGCCUGAAGAGAACCAAAACCUGGCCCAAGAAGGGAGCCUGUAACAAGAAGGAAUGGCCCCUGGAACCCCAAAGCCCCCAUGGAAGGAGUUACUGACAUUCAAGGAUGUGGCUGUGGACUUCACCCAGGAGGAGUGGUGCCUCUUGGACCAUUCUCAGAAAGAGCUGUACAAGGAGGUCAUGCUGGAAAACUCCCAGAACCUGCUCUCCCUGGGAAUUCCAGUCCUCAAAGAAGAUUUGAUCUCCCAUUUUGAGGAAAGGGAAGCAUCAUGGAUCCUGGAUCAAAAAAGUCUGAGGAACUCUUGUCCUGGUGCAGUGACAAAGUUUGAAGUAAAUGUGACUACUGCAGAGCCGAGCAUUUUUGUGGAAGAACCUUACCAACAAAGCUUCAUGAGUGAUACUCCCUGUGACUUCAAUUUCAGAGAAAUAAGUGAUUCAGAUAUCAAGAUAGAGAAAAAUGUAAAGAGUUAUUGUGAAUUUGAUAAAAAUGGAAAGGAUUUCAGACAACAUUCAGCCCUAAUUCUGGGUAAGAAAAUAACCCCAGGAAAUGACAGUUUUCAAUAUAUUGAAGAUAGUGAAUGCUUUACUGAAAAGGUCAGACUGAUUCAGGCUUAUGAGAAACCUCCUGAAGUGCAAAUGUAUCAAAGAAAUGAAGGAGAAAUGGUCCUCAGCUUUAGUGCAGACCUCAUGAGACAUCAGAAAAGUUAUACUGGAAAAAUGCUUUAUGUAUUUAAUGAAAGUGGGAAGGCCUUCAGUCAGAACUCAAAGUUCAUUGACCAUCAUAAAAUUCAUGUAGCAAGGAAACCUUAUGGAUGUAAUCAAUGUGGAAAGGCUUUCACCAAUAGGUCCAGUCUUGCUAUACAUCAGAGAAUCCACACUGGAGAGAAACCUUAUGAUUGUGAUCAAUGUGGAAAGACUUUCAGAACAAGAUCCAGUCUUCUUGAACAUCAGAGAAUCCACACUGGAGAGAAACCUUUUAAAUGUAAUCAAUGUGGAAAGUCUUUCAGACAGAGCUCCAGCCUUUAUCUUCAUCAGAGAAUCCACACAGGAGAGAAAACUUAUGAAUGUAAUUAUUGUGGAAAGACUUUUACAAAAAGAUCCACUCUUGCUAACCAUUUGAGAAUCCACACUGGAGAGAAACCAUAUGAUUGUAAUCACUGUGGAAAGACUUUCAGAACAAGAUCUAGUCUUAGUGAACAUCAGAGAAUUCACACUGGAGAGAAACCUUAUAAAUGUAACCAAUGUGGAAAGACUUUCAGACAGAGUUCCAGUCUUUAUCUUCAUCAGAGAAUCCACACUGGAGAGAAAACUUAUGAAUGUAAUAAAUGUGGAAAGAUUUUCACAAAAAGGUCCACUCUUGCUAUACAUCAGAGAAUCCACACCGGAGAGAAAAUUUAUGAUUGUAAUCAGUGUGGAAAGGCUUUCCCAGAUAGGGCCAAUCUUGCUAACCAUCUGAGAAUCCACACUGGAGAGAAACCUUAUGAAUGUAAUCAGUGUGGAAAGGCUUUCACACAGAACUCUAAUCUUGCUAACCAUAUGAGAAUCCACACUGGAGAGAAACCUUAUGAAUGUACACAGUGUGGAAAGGCUUUCACACAGAACUCUAGUCUUGCUGUUCAUCAGAGAAUCCAUACUGGAGAGAAACCUUAUGAAUGUACACAGUGUGGAAAGGCUUUUCGACAGAACUCUAGUCUUGCUGUACAUCAGAGAAGUCACACUGGAGAGAAACCUUAUGAAUGUACACAGUGUGGAAAGACUUUCAGGCAGAAGGCCUCACUUGUUCAACAUCAGAAAAUCCACACUGGAGAGAAAUCUUAGGAAUGUAAUUAAUGUGGAAAGGCUUUCCAACACAGCUCCAGUCUUCUUCAUCAGAGAAUCCACACUGGAGAGAAACCACAUAAAUGUAAUCAGUGUGGUAAAGCGAAGCUUCAUGUAACAGUUGUCUCAUAUUUCCCAUCAGAGAAUUUUUAUUAGAUAUCAAUUUUCUCUCUAAUGAAAGAGGAAAGACAUUGAAAUGAAGUGCAGAACUUGAUCAGCAUCUGACAAUUCAUUCUGGGAAGAUGCCCUAGGUAGAUUCAAUGGGAGAAGGCCUUCAACCAGAAAUCAUCCCUUAUUUACAUCAGUAGCUCCAUAGUGGAGAGAAGCCUUUUGAAUUUGCACUUUGGGGACAUGAUUUUCUCUAGGUAAAGGAGGACACUAAACAUUAAAAUAGUCAUACUGGAAAUAAGGCUUAUAAAAACAAUGCCUUUUGUCAAUGUCAAGGUCUUUUUGUAGAGUUUGUACUUUAUUAUAUAUUAGAAAAAUCAUGCCAGAGUUAAAACUUAUGAGUUCUGAAGUAAUGAGGGAAGGCCUCUCACUGGAGUAUAGAUUUUGUUAGACAUCCCAAAUUUCAUACUGUUCAAUAAAACUCCAUAAAUAUAAUGAAUUUUUUCAUUUAAAAUCCCAAUGUUUGUCUCCUAUUAUUCCUUGAUAAUAUUCCAUAGCAUUCACAUACCAUAAUUUCUUCAGCCAUUCCUUGAUUAUUAUUCAUUUUGCUUCCUGUUCUUUGGUGGCACAAAAAGUUCUCAUAUAAAUAUUUUUCUGUUGGACAUUUAUUUCUAUAAAGAUAUUGUUAAACUUCAAGGUUGAAGAAUGGAAAAGUGCUGUGCAGGGAGCCACAAGAACUAAGUUCAAAAACUAAUAAUACUAGUUGUGUGACUCUGAUUAAGUCACUUAAUCUAUUCCAUUCUGAUUUUCCCCAUCUGUAGAAUCAGGAUAAUAAUAGUAACUACCUCUUAGUAUUGCUAUGAGGAACAAAUGAGACAGUAUCUGGAAAGAACUUUUAAAGUAUUAAAUCACAAUGGAAAAGGCUAGCAAUUGUUAUGUAUUUAAUGUAUUAUAUUAGUAGGCUAAAAUAGGUUAGGCAUUUUUGAUUGAAAUUGAUAUUGGGAACAGCUUAGAAGAAGGUACUAGUUUUGGGUUUUGAAUCAUAAAAAUGGGUUGAAAUAGUGCUCUGAAUUCCUGGGAAAAGACCAACAACUUAAAAAGAAGCUUGUGAAAUUGAAUAGAUCAUGUGCACAACAUACAAAAAUAUAUAAGUAUAGGAAACAUGGGUUUAGUACAUUCAAAGACCUCAACCAUGGGAUCAGGAUUUGUUUAUCAUUAUCAAGUGCCAGAAAAACUGGAAAGCUGUUGGGUAGAAACUAUUUGUGGACUAAUAUCUCACACUGUACCGAGAUUUGCUCCAAAACAAAUAAAUUUAGAUCUGAAAUGUAGAUAUAAAAGACCCCUCUAAUAUGUUUGAAAAACCAUGAAGAAGAUAUAUUUUUCAGUUUUUGAUAGAUGAUGAGUUGUCAAACAAGGAACAAAAGAAUCACAGGAAACAAAAUAGGCAAUUUUCAUCAAGUCAGAAAAAAAUCCCAAAGCAUCUAAAAUGUAAAUAUAGCAAUUAACUGGGGAAAAUAUCUGGAGGCUUCCCUGAUAAAGGCUUCACAUCCAAAAUAUAUAAAGAGCAGAUAUAGAUAAUACACAGGUGUAUAAAGAAUGGAUACUAUACAGUAAGGCCAAAAAGUAUGAACAGGCAAUUUUCAGAGGAAAAAAUACAAACUAUAAAUAAUCAUAUGAAAAAUAUGUAUCUGUAAUACAUCUGUAUCCAGUAUGUAAUUCCCUAACAAUUAGAAAAAAUCUUAGAUUGCUAAAAGGGAUAAGAAAAUGAGAAUCAAAUACUGGGGGGAAUUUAUUUUUUUCAACUGUAUAGUUGACAUUAGAAUUUUGUAUUUUUUUAACCUAUGGGACAGAAAAUAUUUGUUAAUUUAAAAUUUAAUUAAACAAGAAAUAAAGCUCUAAAGCAUUAAUAAUCAGAGAGAUGCAACUAAAUUGGCUCUCACAUUCAUACACUUGGCAAAGAUAAUUAGAAAACCAGCGAGGGAAGAACUAUAUGAAAUUAAGCACAAGUUAAUAUUUUAUUGGUGAGACUGAGUCACUAAAUUGUGUAUACCCUUUGAGGUACCACUAGAGGGUCUUUUCCCUUAAAAAGGGGGGAAAGUACUCAAGACUACAAAAAAUAUAACAGUUCCCCUUGUUAUGCCAAAGGAUUGGUAACUAAUGUGUGAUAUUCUGCAGUAGGCCAAUAGCUAAAUAAAUUUUGAUAUAGAAAUUUAAUAAAACAUAAAUAUGCCAUGAAACAUGGGCAGUUUCAGUAAACCAGGAAAGAGCUAUAUGAACUAAUUCAGCACGCAAGAAGUAGAAUGGAGAGACUGAUUAAUGAAAAUAACAAUGUUGUAAAGGCCAAUAAGUUUGAAUAAUGUCCAAUCAUUAUAGAGGAUUUAUCAUGAUCCACACUACCUGCCUUCAGAAUGAGAAGUGAUUGAUAUAAGAUGUAGAAUACAGUGUUUAUGGGACAUGGACAAUGUAAGAAUUUAUUUUGAUUGACUACUUUCCUGACAAUUUUUUUUUUCAAUUUUAGAUAGGAGAGUAUGGCAGUGAGGGAGAUCAGGAAUAGGAUUGCCCUUUUCCCCCACUUAAAAAAAAAAGAAAGAAAUUGAUGGAUUUCUUAAAUAUAUACAAUAGAGCAGGAAGAAGCCUGGGGAAAAUGUGGAUAGCUUUAAAAAUACCAUGUUGAAUUUUUUAAUGACUCAUAAAGAAAAGCCAGUUCUACAUAUUGGAAUUUGUUUCAUGUGUUAGUCUCAUUCUAUUUUAUGCUGUAUUAAGUCUUCUGUUUCAUACUUGUGAAUUUCAAAAUUAAAAAUGAUAAAAAAUUAA